AUGACAUGCGACAAAAAAAUCAACGUUACUAUAGCCGACGAGACUCUCCGUUGCAUUGACUUUGGCGGCCACACUGUUGACCCCAGAUACAUGCGCUCCAAGCUCAGGGAAGCGACAGAUGGCGCUCAAUAUUACCCCCAAUCCUCACUUUCUGAUUGGCAGACCAGCACUGCCAAACUCCUCCUCAGACAAUGGUCUACGCUGGAAGCAGUGGAGAAGUUGCAUCUUGACCCGGAGGUCUCGACGACGAAGAGGAUAGGCGUCCUCAAUUUCGCCCAUCCCACCUCACCCGGUGGCGAGUUUCGUCUUGGUUCCGAGGGACAGGAGGAAUCCCUUGCUAGAUCGUCUACUCUCUACCGCACUCUCACUACCCAUCAUACCAGAGAGUACUACGAACAACCUGGAAGCUCGGAUGGGUUCGCUACACACGCCAUGAUCUACUCCCCUUCCGUCAUCGUCUUCCGUAGGGAUAACGGAGACUGGAUCAAACCCCUCGAGGUGGACGUCCUGUCGUGUUCUCCCGUCGAUGCGACAAAGGCGCGGAAAGCUUGGAAGGGGUCUAUGCGAACGCUCCGGGAAGAAAUUAAGAAGAAAAUGAGAGAGCGUAUGGGUCAUAUUCUCGCCCUUUUCGAGAGGAAGCGGGUUAGGUAUCUGAUAUUGGGGAGCUUUGGCGCGAGCGUCGGGAAUGAUGUUGGGAUGGUGGCAGACAUUUGGGCGGACUUGCUCACUCGAGAGAGUGCGAGGUUUGGGCACUCGUUUGAACAGGUGGUUUUUGCCGUCCCAGAUAAAGACGAGUAUGGGAAGUUCCUAUCGGCCUCUAAGAGUUUCAAGGAAUAG
This is a messenger RNA of Desarmillaria tabescens, 837 nucleotides long. RefSeq lists its product as uncharacterized. The transcript has a single exon. NCBI's taxonomy places the organism in Eukaryota, Fungi, Basidiomycota, Agaricomycetes, Agaricales, Physalacriaceae. Bases 1 to 837 code for a protein of 278 amino acids. The record is from RefSeq and is a predicted model, not a curated record.